GAAUGAUUUUUUUAGGGGUGGGAUUCACAGACGCAGAGAAAGGAAACGACUUAACUUGGGGUAGACUACGCAGCUGAUUGGCUGUGAAGAGCUGAGUGAUGGGUCGGAAGCUGGAUCUGUCUGGUUUGACACAGGAGGAGGCGGACCAUGUGUUACAGGUGGUGCAGAGGGACAUGAGCCUGAGACAGAGAGAGGAGGCGCGUUUAAGUGAGAUGAAACAGAAGCUGGAUGAGGAGGUUAGUCGGUGCUCUCUGCUCUCCAGGCAGCACAGGUUUAAUGAACGCUGUUGCAUCCGCUGCUGCUCUCCCUUUACCUUCCUGCUCAACCCCAGACGCCCCUGUCUUGACUGCCGCUACAACGUCUGCAAGGGCUGCUGCUCCUACAGCCAGGGGGACCGCGGCUGGAUCUGCUCCGCCUGCCAGAAGAGCAGGCUACUGAAAACCCAGUCACUGGAGUGGUUCUACAGUAACGUGAAGAGGCGCUUCAAAAGGUUUGGCAGUGCCAAGGUCCUCAGGACCCUGUACAGAAAGCACCUGGUCCAGCACGGGGCCCUGCCAGAGCUCACAGAGGGAAGCACAUAUGAAGAGAGCACUUGCAAUGAAGGAAGCGUGUAUGAGAGUGACUCAACAUUCUACAGGCAAAGCGAAGAGCAUAGUAUGGCAGAGACAAUCAACGUGGCUUUGCGUGUAGCAGAAGAAGCCAUAGAUGAAGCCAUCACCAAAGCGGAGGGUCAAACUGAAAAUCAGGAAAAACAGAAGGAGAGGCCCAGUAUCUACGAAGAGAACAGAGGAGAGCUCGUUGAAGAGUUAGCCACAACAAUUGUGCCAAAGAUAAUCCGCAGGAGGAGGGAGCUCUCAGAUAUGCGACCCGAGUAUAAUCCAGACUGGCUAGCUCAGCGGGAGAAUGAGCCGUCAUCUCCUGGCUGCCCUACCAAUCAACCUCAGAGUGCUUUUCCUUCACAUGCUAGCCUCAAGACCUCUCUAUGGAGGUCCCAAUCUGCCUUUUCUCUUCCUACUGAUGACAUGCUGGACCAAAAUGGGACAGCCCAGCAGAGAGCUAGCCUCUCCCCUGACUCUGCACAGAGGCUGAAGAAAGAGGGAACAGUCCUGCCUUCCUGGAAAAGUGUAGACCGACUGGACAACUGCAGUCCUUCCUCAAUGCUGAAGAGUCCAGAUGGCAACUGGAUUGCCCUUCAGAGCACCCUGCUAUCUCGGCCGAGUUUACUGAUCAAGCGUAAGAGCCUUGUGUUUAGCAUGCUGGAGAGAGAGUCAGGUGUCGUGUCUGCAUACGAUGGUAUGGGUUCAGACACAGAAGCUGAAGGCGCCGCCUUGCUUGAAUUCCGCCGCAAAAUGACCUCUGGCCAGAACCAGACCAACCCGCAACCCCAAGACAAUCAGUCCAUGCCAGCAUACACUAUUCCAGACCACUUUGACUCUGCAAAUACCCUUGAACUUUCCAUGCAGACAUCCGAGAGUUCCACUGCCCAAUCAGGCCAGGACGCUCCACGUCUCAAGUCCCACAAACCUUUGCUGCACCUAGUGAAAAGGAAGAUCGCCCUGGAACACAGGCGAGGGUCUUCUUCUCGUCGGCCCAGCGUGAUGGACAUUAACUUUAACCCAGAGGGUGCAGAGAGCAGUGAAGAUGGUUUGGAGGAUAGCAGGGUCAGGAGGUCACGCCGUAGGAGAAGGAGCAAGAAGGAGGAGUCAGCAAGUACUGCUUCCUUGCUGGAGUCAAGUGGCAAGCUAUUGGAUGCUCUAGAGAGGAGGCGGGACAUUAGGCAAGAAACACCUCUCCUGAGUGACCAGGUUAUGGAUGCUGAAACCACUGACACUGCUACUCCAGAUAUUCUUAGCUCUGGGUUUGUGACUCCUGAUGCUUUAGACUCAAAGGACAAUCCUUUGGGUGAAGAUAUUCACUCAGCCCACGGUGUCAUAGGUUCUCUGGAUCAGAAACUGGUGUCAAAACUCCAGGAGCUUGCCAGUCAAGUCAGCGAAGCACAGUUAUCCUCUACCGAAGAUGAGCUUGACAAGGUGGAAAAGAAUCAAGCAGAGAAGGAUGACAGUAAAACAAAAGAGAUGGAGAGAGAGGAGAUGAGGGGAGAGGCAACAUGGGAUAUGGAGGUAGACCUAAAUGGAGAAAGUUCUGGAGAAUCAGAGGACCAGGAGGAAGAGCAGAUGGAAGCUGUCAGGGCGAUAGCGAUGGAGAUAAUGGAUGAGGGGUUUGGGAUAGUACUGCAGGGAGAAAAGACUCAGGUCUCCCCAGCUGGUGGAGUGUUAGAUCAUAUGGGAGUGUUGGAUGUAGACCACUGGAUGAUGGAGAGUGACGGUGAGAAGAACAGACAGGAAGAGAAAGGGAAUGUAUAUGAUGAAUUGUGUAAUAACACUUAUAAUGAGACCAAGGAAAGACAUGACAAAAUCACAAGUGAAUAUGAGACAGAAGAACCAUAUGAAGGGGAGACAAGGUUGGGUACUGAGAAAGGACCAGAACUGCUACAAAGUGAGGUAGACAGCAAGGAAGAAAUGGAGCCAAAAAGGGGGGCUGAAAAUAUUGAAGAUCUAGUCAUUUUGAUUAAAACAGAGAGGAGUACAGAACAUACUGACUCUGAAAAAUAUCUAGAAGAGACAACAGAUGUACUUAAGAAGAAUCACACAGAUAAUGUGGAGACACUGACAAGGACUUUAGGAUUCACGGAGCAAGAAAGUCAAAAUAAGUUAGAAAAGUCAGAAGACACAGGAAUUGAAAGACAGGAUCAGACUGAGAGAAGAUUAAUUCACAGUGAAAAUGAAGAAAGUUUUGAAAAAACAGAAAGGAGAAUGGAAGACACUCCAGGUAAACCUCAUACAGAUAUUGUUGCCCCUGAAGAGGAGGAGAUGCAAUUUGAGGGAACGAUUGACAACAUUGUCAAAGUUUUGAAUGAUAUCGCGGGUGAACUGGAUGAAGAUACCGAUGAGAAAAGACAUGUACAUAUACAUACAACACAAGAAAGGUCAGCAGAUGUAAGUGUAGAAGGAGAGGGAGAAGUGGAGAUAGUUGCACAAGCAAAAGUUGAAGAAUCAGAUGUGGAACAGGAAACGGCUAGGAGAAGUGAAACUGAGCCAUCAAAGAUGUUAGACUGGGGUCAUGAGGUUGAAAGUGAGAGCGGUCAACCUCACUUUCAGGGAGAGAAUGAAGGGGAGAAAAUAGGGGAGGGAGCACCAAAAACAGAGGAUCUCACAGCUGAUGAGGAGAGCGCCCCCUCUGUUCCAGAGGAGUAUCUGUCUCCAGAGGAAAUCUACAGAAAUGGGUUUAAUCUGGACAUAGGGAGCAACCUGCAUUUAAUCUCCACUCUUUUACAUCGGAAAUACACAGCAGUGUCUCUGCGCAGUCUCACCACUGAAGUGCUAAAGGUUCUAAAUGCCACUGAGGAUUUGAUCCAAGGCACCAUGGGAGAUGGAGAGAGCCAAUCAGAGCACAGAGAUGGGUCCAACAUCCCCCUUUCCCCAGCUGAGAGCAAAAGACUGGAUGAGCAGCUCAGCAAACUCGAGGAGAAUGUUUAUGUGGCAGCAGGGUCAGUGUACGGACUGGAGGCAGAACUGGGAGAACUGGAAGCAUGUGCUCGCAGUAUCAGCAGUGCUACCACAGACAUGGAGCUAGCCCAUCUGGAGGAACAAGUAGCCUCUGCAGCAGCCCAGGUGCAGCAGUCUGAGCUCCAGGUGUCAGACAUUGCUGCAAGAAUUGCAGCUCUAAAAAAUGCAGGUCUGAAUGUAGCACCACAGACGCGCUUUGCCAAAAUCAAGGUGAAAUCUAAGCCAGAGACCAUAGACUCAUCCCGACAGCAGAGGAGACGAUUGCCAGCACCCCCUAAGAAAGAUAAAGAAGCUUACUGAACUCUGAGCCAGUGUCCUGGGAAUACUAGCGAUGAGCAGACUGGUUCUCCAGCCUCACACACCAUGCCUCUG
This is a messenger RNA of Chanos chanos (milkfish), 3938 nucleotides long. It is a transcript of the gene myripa, whose product is annotated as myosin VIIA and Rab interacting protein a. Gene Ontology annotation, biological process: intracellular protein transport. Gene Ontology annotation, molecular function: myosin binding; actin binding; small GTPase binding. NCBI's taxonomy places the organism in Eukaryota, Metazoa, Chordata, Actinopteri, Gonorynchiformes, Chanidae. Gene Ontology annotation, cellular component: cortical actin cytoskeleton. The record is from RefSeq and is a predicted model, not a curated record.